AUGGUUGAUCCCGCACGAGCGCCCGCGAGCAGCAUCGGGCUCUCGUUCACCGGCCUUCUCUGGUCGAUUCCUUCCGUUGCAGUUCAGCCGAAAGACGCGUGCAAGCUCUUCUGCCAGGUCUCGGACUCCAACGCGUACUACCUGCUCCAGGACAAGGUGAUCGACGGGACGACCUGCGGCCCGGACACCAACGACAUCUGCGUGAACGGGAUCUGCAAGCCGGCCGGAUGCGACCACAUCCUGGACUCGAACAAGCAGACAGGUCUCGCGUUUCCCGUUUCGCAACCGGGGAUCCCGGUUUCCCCCGUUUUGGCUCGUAGUCCGAUGGCAUCGAUUAGAUUGGUGCUUUGCACUGGUUUCGAGUUUGAGGCUAGAUCUAAUUUUUAA
Molecule: messenger RNA, 387 nt
Organism: Darwinula stevensoni
Lineage: Eukaryota; Metazoa; Arthropoda; Ostracoda; Podocopida; Darwinulidae
Source: the annotation of a GenBank genome assembly